ACUCUUCACGUGUGGAUUAUUCUUGUUUAGAUUUCAGGUGUUUGAAAAAAAACAUGAUCCGUAACGGAAAUAUUUGAAAUAGGGCUUUACUUUUAUUUGGGAAGUUAAAUUUCACAAACAAUGGCUUUGUCACAGGUUCAGUGCUUGGAUGACAACCACGUGAACUGGCGAUUGCACGAGUCCAAACCCGAGUUCUUCUACAGCGAGGACCAACGACUGGCGUUGGAGGCGCUCAUCCAGGACGGGAGACACGCUUUCCAAGAGUAUAUGCAGACGCACGAUGUUCGUCCGUUUCUGUCAGAGCUGGAGUUGGACCAGCUGAUAGGUACUGCGGAGCUGUACCAGCCUGGCUCUGAGCCUUCAGCGGAAGAUGGUCGGGAAGAGAGUGAGGAUGUUACAGGGUCUCUCCAGUACUGGCCGGAGCGUUCUGACAGUUCGAUUCCUGACCUAGACAUGGGAUGGCCUGAUUGCUGUUCUUAUCGAGGAGUGACCCGUGUUAAUGUGUACACACAACCUCCAAUGGACGGACAGAUGCAUAUCAAAGAAGUAGUCAGGAAAACCAUAGCGCAGGCACAGAAGGUUAUUGCUGUGGUCAUGGACCUGUUUACAGAUGUGGACAUUUUUAAAGACCUGCUUGACGCCUGUUUCAAACGGAAGCUGGCUGUGUACAUUAUACUGGAAGCCCGUGGGCUGCCACACUUUCUGAGCAUGUGCAAGAAGGCAGAAAUGCACACAGGGCACUUGAAGAAUCUGAGAGUGCGCAGUACCGGCGGGACAGAGAUCCACACGCGCUCCCUGAAAAAGGUGCAAGGGUCUCUGAGCCAGAAGUUCAUGUUUGUGGAUGGAGAUCGAGCCGUGACAGGGUCCUACAGCUACACGUGGACUGCAUCCAGACUGGACAGAAACCUCAUCACAGUGCUCACAGGCCAGGCCGUAGAGACUUUUGACAGGCAGUUCCGGGAACUAUACUUCAUAUCCAGAGAUGUAAACCUCAACAAGAUCAACCUGGCAGCAGAGCCCGCACCCGAGCCCCUGCCACAAGCUACAGCCAUGCCUGUCACCUCCGCUGCCGUAGCCCGAAAACUCAUCAACCCCAAAUAUGCCCUGGUCAGCUGUAAUGGCGGGGAGGGUGACAGCAGAGAGUCUUCGGACAAGAGCAGCCCCAAGAACAGCAACGGCAACCAUCCCGUGCAGAAAGUCCUCCAGCGCCCAAGAGAAGUGGUGGAGAUGCCUCCAAUCCACCCGGGGCUCCUCGACCUGGAGAGGGCUAACAUGAUCCAUUAUCUGCCCACCUGGCCAGAGCCAGACCCACCCAGCGAUGUCAUCGGGUUCAUCAACAUCCGGGAUUCCAGCAAGCCCGUGCAGGUCCACUUGAUGCGCUCUGAGAUGUUUGAGACCUCACAGGCUAUCCGCUUCAAGGACCCCUUUGUCAAAUCUGAGGAACCACUCCCUGACAAGGCCUGCCCCAGACCAAGACCUGAAAAUCUGCCGGCUAAUCCAGCAAUUGUCCAGGACCAGCAACAUACAAAGCCUGAGCCUCAAAAGAGCCAGACAGAACAAGUUAAAAAACCCUCCCAACUUGUGGACAGAACCCUGCAUACAGAGAACAUCCAGAGAGAGAAGAACACACCACCCCUUCCCAUCCCUAUCCCCACACCCAAAACUGUUCAGCCGCUUAUUGUUAACCACACUGAUGAAAUCACACCAGGGAUCACCUUGACCAAAAAGCCAGAACAAAAAUCUGAAACGCCAUCAAGCUCACAGGGCCUGACUCCUCCACAUACCACAGACUCUCCUCUGAUUCGUGACACAGUCUCCACCUCAAUCACACAACCAUAUAAGGAACCAACAGAGGGUGCAGGAGACAGAAUCACAGGUAUAAAUGAUUUGAGAGAUAAACCAAAAGAACACAAGGUGGAAACCAGUGCAACUGGGUUGAAUUGCACAACAGCACCUCAAGCUCAAUGUCCCAAAGAUGGCUCCAGCACAUCAGAGGAAUAUUAUGAGUGCAAUGGCUCUGACCAUUUUGGCUCACAGCUUGAUCUCAGAUCAAGUAGAGCAUUAACUGGAUCAAACUGUGUAGACAUAGGCAAACCCCCCAAUGAACUAAAUACCGUGGUUGCAGUUUCGCAGUCGAAGGUGGAACCAGCACCACAGACCCAGUCAGACAACCAGCAACUAUCGGCAGUUGUCCAGACAAGCCAAGAGAAGAAGCAAAGACAACCAGAUGGACAUGUUGAGAAAAAGAAGCCACUUCCGGCUUCCAGAUCUCCAGCCAGCAACAUCCGUUCUCAGCAAGAAGGCCAGGGGCGAGGUACAGCCAGAGGAGCAACUGCCAAACCCGAUGGCUGCCCCCGGCAACCUAAAGCUGUGGGGCCUCUGACAGGGGGACACAACUACUGGCAGAGCAAGCAGCUGGGUCAGGGCAGGCCUGGGCCCAGCUUCUCCCCGUCCCAAGACAAGUCAUCCGGCAGCUUCCCAAACAACCCAGCCCAAACGCAGCUGGGAAACACUCACGCUGGCCGUCCCGCUGGCCGUCAAAGCUCCCCCUACAGGCAGCCCCAGGCACAGCCCCAAAUGCAAGUGGACAGACCCCAGGCCAGCGGGUCUCCUGGCCGCCCUAGCUCCCCCUACAGGCGACUCCAGACACAGCCCCAAGUACAGCUGGACAGAUCCAGGACCAGUCAUUCCAUGAGUCAUCAGAACCCCAUCUACAGGCAGCAACAGACACCGCUAGGAAAAUCACUGAUUGGUCAUCAGAUCGUUCCACAGGAGCCAACUACCUCUCAGAGGGACAGCCGGACUGCUUUCUUUGCAAGACUUUCCCAAUAUAAACCCCUGAGGGGGAAGACCUCAGACACUCCGCUGGCCAGCCCACACAGGAAGGCAUAGAUAGGGAACAAGAGAAGUACUUAGCUGCCAUUUAACAAGCCAUCAUUGGUGGGGCACAUGAUAUGUUGCUCUUCCAUGCUUUUGAGUGGCCUAUAUCAUCUUUAGAUAUCCUCAUCGAGACUUGGGAUAGGUGCGUCUAAAAAACGUCUUUCCCAGGCCACCUUUUUAAGAUUGCCUCAACUGUUUGGAAAGAUCAGGCAUCAGACAGCACGGGAACUAAACUAUUCACUUCCUCUUACUUCCUGCAUAAUGAUCAGCCCCUAUGGGGAUCAUAAUGACAGGAUCAAGAGGGAUGUUGGCUGGCAGUGUUUGUACUGGUUAGUUCACCACAGAGGAUGGUGAAGGUGAUGAGGAUGAUGUAGAUCUUCUAAAGCAGGUUCCCAACAGUGAGAUUUUGGAGAUGCAGGAUUUUCUGUUGGAUGGUCAUUUGUUUGAAUUUUAUUUUAAAGCCUAUUUAGACACCUUUACAUGCUCUGUUGUGACUCAGGCAUUGUACAGUUGACCUCAGGAGGGAAUUCAGUAUGUAACUUGUAAUGAUAUGACAAAUUUAUUGAUGAGCUACAAGAAAAUUUAAAUAUAAAGCCAGAUGUUUACCUUAGAGGGUCAGUUUGGUCAGGACAUAAAAACAAUGAAAACAAUACAAUAAAAAGUUGUUAUAAGGUAUUAGUGACCUAUACAUUCUCCUACAAUACAUUCCAGAAUUAGUGCCAGCAAGUGUCACCAUGCUUGUGUCUUACCUUAAGCAGCAGGCUUGGAAAACCUGUUAUAUGAUUCUGAAACGCUCCAUUCCAGUUGUCACGGUUGUCAUUUAUAGGGAAGAUCUUGAAGUGCACAUAACAAUUUUCUCAGAAAUGAUACCAGUAGUUUACCUUACGUUAUCGACAGAUGAGCCUGCUUGGAACUAGCUGCACAUACAGUGUCAUAAAAACAAAUAUUUACUUGAAAACUAACCCGCACAAAGUGUUUAGUUGGACACACUAAGCACACGGGGUGAUUUAUUUGCAAUAUAUUUACAAAUGCUUGAUUUGUCCAACCAAGCACUCUUUUAGGUUUUAUUUUAUCUAGGUGAAACGCUAGGACUUCCACCACACUAGUAUUCAGCUAAUUUAUUAUGGGAAAAUAGGAGCCUUUUCAUUUAUUUGUAUGAAGGCAAGUUUGACUUUUAGAAAACAAUACUGAUUUGAACAGAAUCAAAA
Molecule: messenger RNA, 4088 nt
Organism: Megalops cyprinoides (Indo-Pacific tarpon)
Lineage: Eukaryota; Metazoa; Chordata; Actinopteri; Elopiformes; Megalopidae
Gene: sack1ga
Product: protein FAM83G
Exons: 5
Coding region: 121-2892 (923 amino acids)
Source: RefSeq, a predicted model, not a curated record